AUGGUCUCUUUCACCGUCGUCAUUGCCUCGAUUCUUGUUAUUUCGCCCGCUCUUGGGGCUCCCGACCCCAUCGAAUUGCCCGCCACCAUAUUGCAUGUUAUCUUCCCUCCUGAGCUCAAAUACCUGCCGACGGAUCUAUCUCCGCCACUGCUCGAAGGCACAGCAUCCACGCCUACAGCAGCGACGGUAUCUGCCAGAAGCGUUGGAACCACUACUGAAGAGGGUCUCAAAAACGGGCUUCAGUUUAUUACCCAGGAGUUCUUCGGGAGAUCGGGUCCUGACCACAAAGAGCGUCGAAGCUUGGCCAGCGACGCGCUCAAAAUAGCAAAGAAGUACGGACCUAAAGCUGUCGAGGCCCUCGGGCCCUUGGCAACGGAUCUCGCGGGGCAUAUCUUCGAUUCUGGAUACAGCACCUCUGACGCGAGCGCGCAGCCUACCACACCGCCUCAGCGGAGGAGCGUAGCGAGCACGAUGAUUAAGGUAGCAGAGAAGUACGGUCCCGACGUGGCAAAGGUCCUCGAGCCAGUAGCGAGUCAUCUCGCUGAGAAGGCCUUUGGCUCUGGUUCCAGCACUUCUGAUGCGAGUGCUCAGCCUACUGCAGCCCCGGCCCACCGGAGGAGCGUGGCGAGCACGAUAGGGAAGGUAGCGGAGAAGUACGGUCCGGAAGUGGCGAAGGCCCUUGAACCACUGGCGAGCAAGCUGGCAGAGCAUGUCUUGGGCUCUGGGUCCAGCACUUCCGAUGCCGGCUCAACCACUGCUCGACCCCAGCGAAGGAGCCUAGGUGACAAGGGACUUGAAGGGUCCGCAAUCGCUCCGGGAAUCGAACCGUCCAUCGCAAGUGGAACUGGCGGUAUUCCCUGUGCAAACCCUGAUACUGCUGCACUGAAAGCGCGCAGCGCAGCUAGCAUUUUGGGCGAUCUCGUGGAGAAGUUCGGCCCGGAGGUGGUGGAUGGCAUCCAGUCGCUGCUCAGCGGCGGCUCGAGCGACGGCAGCGUACUCCCAGCCGGCGCCUCGACUCCGCUACUCGGGCCUCUCUUGAAGCGCAACGCAAGGACAUGCAUGGAUAUUGAUCUGAAGCAGGGGGCUGAGGAUCUGCUGCCUCUCCUGGGUGGCAUCUUGGGUGGGGAAGAGUGA
This is a messenger RNA of Gloeophyllum trabeum ATCC 11539, 1134 nucleotides long. RefSeq lists its product as uncharacterized. The coding region runs from base 1 to 1134 and encodes 377 amino acids. The transcript is spliced from 9 exons. NCBI's taxonomy places the organism in Eukaryota, Fungi, Basidiomycota, Agaricomycetes, Gloeophyllales, Gloeophyllaceae. The record is from RefSeq and is a predicted model, not a curated record.